Messenger RNA from Leptopilina boulardi, 5467 nucleotides. RefSeq lists its product as uncharacterized. The transcript has 7 exons. The record is from RefSeq and is a predicted model, not a curated record. NCBI's taxonomy places the organism in Eukaryota, Metazoa, Arthropoda, Insecta, Hymenoptera, Figitidae. The coding region runs from base 823 to 1935 and encodes 370 amino acids.
CAGUAUCGUUUCAGAAUCGUUGCUAACAGGUACGUUCUUGUCUUUACUGAUUCCAGGGAGUCCUGUGUGUGUGUUUUUUUUUUUUUCAUACGCCCCCAAUCAACUACAUAGAUAAAUAGAAAAUUGUGACUGGCAGACAAGACACAAACAAGUUUUAGGGGUGAAUAUGACAUUUAUAUUUCUUUUGUCACAUGGGACAAAGAAUGCCGACAAGUGACAAAGGACACCGGGUCUGAUACACUUGUGUGUCUUUUGAAUAUAUAUAUAUAUACUAUAUACAAAAAAACGCCGCAGUCCUUACACCCCGGGGGGUUGGUUGUGUGCGUAUAUUCCAACCAAUCGCGUUUCAAAGUCUCGGUGAGAAGUUUUGUGCUACUAUUUUAGUUAUUUUUGUUUUUGUUUUUUUUUUUUUACUGUGUAUGUGAUUUAUAGGAAAAAUGAUGACGAAGGACAUUGCAAAUUUUCCUGGAAUAAAAUUGGGUUACGACAUCCUCUUCGCCUGGCAACAACGCGGUUCAGUGGGUCGAGAGCACGAAAAAGAUCAACACGAAUAAAGGAUAUCAAUUACGGUGGGAAGAGUCCAUCCUUGAAAUUGGAGAAUUUUGCUUCUUUUUUUUUUUAUUGUGGAACACUGGAAUUCAAUGGUUUUGAGAGAGGUUAGCUUCAGGACUUGAAACCACGAUUCCGAUCAGCUGUUCAACGUGGACGUGACAACCCUUUGACAACUUCAGAGAAUCAAAGUUCCGAUGCUGUUCAAUCAGAUCAACUUUUUUUGUUCGACAUUUUUUUUCUUUCAAGAUUCAGAUUUAAUAAAAAGUGAAAAUGUUAUCCUACAUGUUGCCAACGGAGGACAAACCGCCGCCGGGCAAAAUACAAAAUCACAACGAUUUGCGAAAUUAUACGAGCAAUGUGAUGUUAAAAAAAACUGUCGAUUUGAAUAAUAGAACAAUGAAUUCGACAUUAUUGGCGAGACUUGAGGAUGGUACUGGUGAUCGAUAUCAUCAGCAGCAUCAUCAAACAAUGCAAAUUCAAGGACAAACUGUGAUACCAAUUGAGAGUCCUAAGCAUAAUGGUACCGGCCGAAAAUCAACCCUCCAUACAUCAUCACGAGUCACCAAGGACGAUAGUCUCUAUAGUAUUGACAGUGAUGCAAGUACUGUUGGUAGUGAGAGAAAAAAUAAAAUUCUCAAUGGCGCAAAGCACGCUAGUCUCAAGAGGGUAUCUUUUGGAUCGAGUAAAGGAUCAAUGGUUGAAACUCUUGUGUACGAGACUCCAGUGCAAGAAGAACCUGAGAAUAAUCACUUUAUGGAUCACAAUGGUCGUCUACCAGUUUCAAUGAUUCCAGUUCCUGAUACAGACGAGGGACGAGAAAAAGUGCGUGUUUCAUUAUUGGGAACACAGCCAUCACCUGCAACGCCUGGAGUACUUUUGUUAGAUCCAAUUGGCCCUUCAACAGGACAUUUGAUUGAUAUUAUGGCAGCAAGUCCUGUAGAACUUUUAACAACACAUACCGAGCACACCACCCCCACUUAUCACACACAAAUCAGUACGGACAGUGGAUGGGACAAUCCAUUUAGGCCCGAUGGUGAUUUGUCGAGAGAAGCCGAUGAAAUAGUCGAGUUAAUAAAAGGUGGUAAACCGAUAACUCCAACACCGGGACAAAAUGCACCGCCAUUGCCAGGAUGUGAUGGACGAAAGGACGAACAUGACUCGAGUACGAGUCCCCUUUUGGAUUCGACGAGGCAAGGAAAUGGAAACGCUCACAGCACUCCCAUGAAAAAUAAUCAGCAGCCCGUCAACGAGAAGGUGGGCUCGACAACGAGUGCAACCGUGGAAGUGGGCAGGUUGACGGCUCAGGGUCCCGGAGAUGCGUCGCAAGUGGAACACGUGACAUUAAAGAAGAAACCAAAAUGCAAAUGUUGCGUUCUCCAGUAACGUGACUCACGAGGAGAGAGAUGAAAAAAAAAGAACCACCGUCUCUAAUCGAGAUUCAGAAAUUAAAUUGAAUCUUCGUCAAUUGUGUAAAAAAAAAAAAAAAAAAUACAGCCGUAUUCCAGACUGACUAUGACAGACUGAAAAAAAGGCUUUUUACGUCCUCGAAAAUUUUUCAAAGGACCACAAAAUAGGACAUGAAAAGCGUUAUCGCUUCCGGGUCCAUGACGUUGUUCUGUCGUCGUCGUCGUCUUCGUCAUUCGCAAAAAAAUCUCUAUUAUACAAUCUUUCUCCUCCGAUAAAUCAAGAAGAGAAAAAAGAGAAUGACGAUCCUUUUUUUUAUGAAGCAUAAUUUAAAAAAAAAAAAAAAAAAACUCUCUUUAAAAGUGAUAACGAGAGACAGAAAAAAUAUAUUUGAAAAUAUAUUGUAGAUACAGAAUAGUAGCUAUCUAGCUUUAUUGCUUUUAUUAUCGUGGUUACUAUCGUUAAGAUAUUAUCGUGACUAAAAGCCAGAAGAAAAAAAUUCUUCUGCGAUUCUGAAAAGCUCGUAUAUCUUCGAGAAAAAGAGAAAAUUCACUUUGCACGAUGUGCAGCGUAAAGAUUCAGGAUUUUGGAAGUGAAAGAAAAAAAAAAUUUUUUUUUGUAAAUAUUGAAUUUUUCUCGUGACGAACACGAGAAUUGUGAUGUCAAUGGGGACAAAGAAAAAAAAAUAAAGAAAAAGGAGUUGGGACAAUUCUGCAAACUUCGAAAUAGUUUCAGAACUAUCUAUACUCUUUUUUUUUUACUAGACUCUCAUUUCCGGUUGCUGCUGGUGCACAAACUAAUUGUAAAAUGCAUAAUUUUUCUUUGUGAUUAUUUUACCACACAAAAAAAAAACACACACACACAUACAUACACAUAAACUAGGAAAAUGUGCACGUUGAAUUUUUAUUUAUUUUUUUUUUCUAGAUAGAAUUUUAUCAUUCAUAUGCUGACAUUGUGUUUUUAAAAACUUGUGUAUAUAUUAUAUACAUGUCUCUAAAAAAAAAAAAUGUCGGGACGUCUUUUUUUUCCUUUUUAAAAAAAUCAUCUUGACAAAAUGUAGCGAGUCAAUGUACUAUAAUAAUAUAUAUAAUAAUAUAUUGUAAGUAAUCGUGAAAUCCUGAAUAUUUACUAUGAGAGAGAGAGAAAAAAAAUGAAAUCGUGGUGAAAAAUUCUUAUUCGGAGGGUUGAGGGCGAGAUCCACCAAUCAGUUUUUAAAAAUCAAUUUUUCGCCUAGUUACAAAAAAGUUCCUUCUUUUUUAUUCUUCGGAAAAAAAAAUACUUCGCCGUUAAUCGUUUUUAAACUAUGGGUUAUCUGUCCAGUAGAAUAAAAAAAAAUAGAUAGAAAAUAGAAAAUUGUGAACAAAAAAAAAUUCGGUAACCCUGAAUUUUUAUCUCGCUUUGCAGUGCAAUACUUUUCUUUAAUAUCUUUUCUCGACGAAAAAAAUCGAAGUGAAAUUUUAAAAAUUAUUUAUUUUUUUUUUUUAGUGUUUUGAAUAUAAUAUAUUAAUAUAUAAUACUAUAAUUUAUAGUAUAUUUAAAAUGUUUUAAAUUAUUCUAUUCUAAAUUUUCUCUAUUUUCGACGAUUUUAAUUAGCUUCUAUUUAUAAUCAUUGAACUUUUUAAUAAAAAUCUAAUUUAUCGUUUGAGAUUUAAAUUAUAAGAAUUUUAAAUAGAUUUUAUAAUUUAGAAAUAAAUUUUCGAAUUAUUAAAAAUUGUAAAUUUACAAAUUACAAUUAAUUAUAUAAUUAAAUUUAAAAUAAUUUAUAAUAAUUUAUAAAAUUUAAUAAUUUUGAAACAAUAAUCGCUAUAAAAAAUAUUUUUUUUAAUUAUAAUUUAUUCUUAUGAAAAAAAAAAAAACGAGGAGGAUAUUGACGAAAAGAAUUGUAUUAUAUUAUAGUCACUUUCCCUUCAAUUAAUGAAGGGGGAGGGUAAAAUAAAAAAGACGCGCUUGCCCAAGUUUUUCACGCUAAACUUAGGGAUUAAAGUUCGAUCGGCUCGAUUGCAUUUUUCAAUAUUUGACUCUGUGUUUUUUAUACGAAGCAAAACUUUAAAGCGCGAAAGGAAUUUUAGCAUGAGAAUCCAAAAAAAAAAUCAAAGAUUUUUUUACCGCCAAAAAUCUGAUUAUAUUCUCUAUUUUACAAAAAAAAAAUUGUCGAUGUUAGAUUUUUAACUUUUUAAACAAAAUAAAAAAAAAUAUGAAACUAAAAAAAAUAGAACAUUUUUUUCGUUCUUUUGAUGAAAAAAUGAAUAUAAAAAAAAAAAACAAAAAAACAGGUGCAUACGUCCUCGUUAAUCAUGACAUGUAUAUUUAUUUUAGCCGACGAUCGAAGUGAGAAAAAGAGAGAAAGAGAGGCGUGACUGGAUGAUUUAAAAAAAAAAGUAUAUGAGACGAUUUGUAUUAAUUUUUUUUUUUUUUAGAAUUUAAGUUCCCGCGGACGAACGGUAGGAUACUCGCAUGCACGAAAAAAAAAAAAUCUUGUAUAACAUCUGUCCCACGCAAAACUGUUGACUCUGCUGAGCUUACAGAUAUUAAACGAACAUUAAAUGUCUUGUUAAAAAAAAAAAAAAAACAUUUUAAUGUUAUUUCUUAAACUCCCACCUUGUCUUGCAAUGUUCGAUUUUUUUUUUCAAGUACUUGUUAAAGAUCAUCUCGCGGGAAUAAAUUUAUAUUGAAAAUAAAGAAAUACUUCAUUGUCCCCGGUUUAAUGAAUGGGGCACUUAAGACUCUAAACUUGUGAAGAAGUAAAUUCCUUUGUUUGUUUGUUGCGACUAAUCUAAAAGGAAUCACGAAUCAAUAAAUUAAGCGAUGACUUAAUUUCAUUCCUUGCGAGAAUAAAAGGAAUUCUUGCAAAAAACAAAAAAUUAAAACUCAUUAACAAUUUAUUUUUUUGUCGCUUUGUUUCAAUUUUUAAAAUUAUUUUUUUAAAUAAAUUUUUCCUGCAUUACACAAAAUGGAUAAAUUUGAUUAUAAUUCAAAAUCAAGUUCUACUUUUUUGUAAAUUAUUUUGCAUUUACAGAAAAUUAGAAAUUUCCGCAUUUUUUAAUUUUUGUAUUUUUUUUUUUUUUCAGGAAAAAUUCCCAUGAUUCAAAAUGUCAUACAUUAGCGCAAUUGUAUAAUUUACAAUAAUUAACUUCUAUCGGACUUUUAUUUUAUAAAGAGACAUUCACAGAUGAGGAAUAGAAAAAAAGGUGACAAUUAUUAUUCUCAAUCUUGUUUUAUAGGUGCGAAUAGAAGGUUUUUGCAUUUAACAUCCACAAAUCAAAGCCAAUUGAAUAAGACAUUAAAAGAAAAUGUGAUGCAAUUAAAAUGAGAACUUUACAACGAGGGGAGAUUAAAUCAUAAAACUUGAAAUCAAUGAUUUAUUUUGGAAAUGAGAACACGGCAUUUAUAUAUAAAACGCUAAAGAUGAUCGUGAAAUGUUUAUUCUUGGGCAAUACCAUUCAGGAUUAAGAACUAUAUGAACCAAAAAAAAAAAAAAAAAAAAAAAAAAAAAAAAAAAAAAAAAAAGGAA